Tarenaya hassleriana is the source of this 1901-nucleotide messenger RNA. RefSeq names its product pentatricopeptide repeat-containing protein At1g60770. The record is from RefSeq and is a predicted model, not a curated record. The transcript has 2 exons. The coding region runs from base 103 to 1575 and encodes 490 amino acids. Gene Ontology annotation, cellular component: mitochondrion. Gene Ontology annotation, molecular function: protein binding. Lineage: Eukaryota; Viridiplantae; Streptophyta; Magnoliopsida; Brassicales; Cleomaceae.
CGAAGCAAUUCAGCAUUAGGUUUUUACUGAACCUGCGUCCAAACUCUGAAAACCACACUCUCUGUGUCGUUCUGAGAUUUGUUCUCCGUUGGUUGGGCGACAAUGGCGAUGCGACAGCUAAGUCGGACGAAGAACGUGGCGAAGAGAUCGACGAAGAAGUACCUGGAAGAACCGCUUUAUCAUCGGCUAUUCAAAGAUGGUAGUUCGGAGGUUAGCGUUCGGCAGCAGCUGAAUCAGUUCCUCAAGAGCUCCAAAAGCGUUUUCAAAUGGGAGGUCGGCGACACCAUCAAGAAGCUCCGAAGCCACAGGCUUUAUUACCCUGCACUCAAGCUCUCCGAAGCUAUGGAAGAUAGAUGUAUGAACAAGACGGUGAGCGAUCAAGCUAUCCAUCUCGACCUUGUUGCCAAAGCUCGGGGAAUUGCUGCUGCGGAGAAUUACUUUGUCGAUCUUCCAGAGACAUCCAAAACUCAUCUUACUUAUGGAUCCCUUUUGAACUGCUAUUGCAAGGAGUUGAUGACAGACAAGGCAGAAGGCCUGCUGGACAAGAUGAAAGAGCUCAACUUCACUCUUACUUCCAUGUCUUAUAACAGCCUCAUGACCCUUUACACAAAGACCGGUCAGUCGGAGAAGGUUCCGGCAAUUAUCCAAGAAAUGAAGGCUGAGAAUAUCAUGCCGGAUUCUUACACUUACAAUGUCUGGAUGAGGGCUUUGGCUGCUACUAAGGAUAUUUCUGGUGUCGAAAGGGUCUCUGAAGAGAUGAAUAGGGAUGGAAGAGUUGCUCCAGAUUGGACUACUUACAGCAACCUGGCAACCAUAUAUGUCGAUGCCGGUUUGUCUGAGAAAGCCGAGAAGGCCCUUCAGGAACUGGAGAGAAAAAAUGAUCAUGGUGAUUUUUUGGCGUAUCAAUUUCUGAUCACUCUGUAUGGACGGCUGGGGAAAGUGACUGAAGUUUAUAGAGUAUGGCGCUCCUUGAGGCUGGCUUUUCCGAAAACCACAAAUGUUGCGUAUCUAAACACGAUACAAGUGCUGGUGAAUUUGAAAGAUUUGCCGGGGGCAGAGACGCUGUUCAAGGAAUGGCAAUCCAACUGUUCAAUUUAUGAUAUUCGAGUUGUGAAUGUGUUGAUUGGAGCUUAUGCCAGGGACGGUCUCGUUGUAAAGGCAAAAGAGAUGAAGGAUAAGGCACACAGGAGAGGAGCCAAGGCAAAUGCUAAGACCUGGGAGAUCUUCAUGGAUUACUAUAUGAAGAAUGGUGAGAUUGCUCAAGCAGUUGAAUGUAUAUCUAAGGCAGUUUCCAUCGGUAGAGGGGAUGGGAGCAAGUGGUUACCGUCGCAGGAGACGAUCGGAACAUUGAUGGGUCAUUUCGAGCAAGAGAAGGAUGUCGAUGGAGCUGAGAGUUUUGUGGAGAUUUUGAAGAAGGGAACAGAUAAUGUAGGUGUCGAAGUUUUGGAAUCAUUGAUAAGAACAUACGCGGCUGCGGGAAAGAAGAGCACAGCAAUGCGCCGUCGUCUGAAGAUGGAAAACGUGGAGGUUAGUGAAGCUACAAAGAAGCUGCUUGACGAAAUAUGCGAGGAAUGAGGUCUAAAUCUCAUCAUCCUCCACUUUUCCUAAUUCAAAAACGUUAUAUUACAGGAGAAGGGCAUUCAGACUCAUUCCAAACUGUUUUCUUUUGAUAAUAAAAUAGGCUGUCUUCUACAUUUUGUUCAAUUUUCUGUGAAUUCUUUCUGAGCAUUGGAAUGAAGCCUGGCUUUGGGUUCACAUCUGAAUAUGGAACUCUCGGACAAAACCAGAAACCAAGGACACAGAAUCUCUGUUUUUGGAAUCUUUAACAUGAGGAUUGUCUGAAAAUGUUUGGAUUUUGGUUUCAUUCGUAUACUUAAUCUUAUGUUUAUUUUAAUUUUGCA